AUGGGUUUGGUGGCCUCAGGGGAAGCAGGAGAGUCCCAGGUGAGUACGGGAGGUGUGGACCGGCUCUGGACGCUGGUUGGCGGCUGGACACAGGUAGACAUGGCUCCGCGCCAGGGUGUAGAGGUGCCGGUUGUGGUGGGGCCGGAGGAUCGGGAGAUGGAGGCUGUCCCCCUGGUUGAUCGGGUCCUGGGUUCCGCACCGACUGGACGAGCUGCUGAAGGAGUUGAUCAUGACGGGCAAGAGUCUGUUGCUGGAGAGGGAGAGGACACAAAGGUCAUCGACAAAGAGGCUGAACUGUUCCUGACUGGCUCUUUGCUGACCACGGUCAUCCCCAGCAUCUACGUCCUGGUGUUCAUCAUCAGUUUCCCUCUCAACGCUGCCGCCGUUUUUAUGUUCUCGCUCAGGGUCAGACCCCAAAAGCCGGCGGCCAUCUUCAUGCUCAACCUGGCCACGGCCGACCUGCUGUUUGUGCUGCUGCUGCCAUUCAAGGCGUCCUACAGCUUCAAUGGCAACAACUGGGUGUAUGGGCCGGCCAUGUGCAGUGUGGUCACCGCCGCCUUCUACUGCAACAUGUACUGCUCGGUCCUCCUGAUGAUGAGCAUCAGUGCCGAUCGCUUCCUGGCCGUGGUCUACCCCAUUAGAUCGCUGGCCUGGCGCCGCCGGAGGAACGCAGUGGCCGUGUGUUCUGCCAUGUGGCUGCUGGCUGUUGCCGGGGUGAUACCCAUCCUCCUGUCCAAGCAGACUGUGUGUCUGCCUCAGCUGGGCAUCACCACCUGCCAUGACGUGCUGGACCUCAGCGAGCAGCGGAGCUACUACCUCUACUUCUUCCUCACCUUCUCCUGUGCGUUCUUCUUCAUCCCCCUCGUUGUUACCACUGCCUGCUACGUGUGCAUAAUCCAAGUCCUGCUUCGCACCAGCGGGUCAAAGCGCUCCAAGAAGACCCGGUCCGUGGUCAUGGCAUUCACGGUGCUGACGGUGUUUGUGGUCUGCUUCACCCCGUCCAACGUCCUCCUGCUGGUCCACUACUCACAGUUUGCCGACCAGCACAGUGUCAACUCCUACGCUGCUUACCUGGUCUCCGUGUGCAUUGGCAGUGUGAGCUGCUGCCUGGAUCCGGUCAUCUAUUACUAUGGCUCAUCUCAGUGCCGGAAGAACAUCGCCCGGCUCCUCCACUGUCAGGCCCCUCCAGCGGGCUCAGGGUCUGGAAGUCCUCCCAGGGCACCCAAAGUGAUGAGAAGUGAUGAAAAGUGA
Conger conger (European conger) is the source of this 1251-nucleotide messenger RNA. Its product is annotated as proteinase-activated receptor 1-like. The coding region runs from base 1 to 1251 and encodes 416 amino acids. Gene Ontology annotation, cellular component: membrane. The transcript is spliced from 3 exons. The record is from RefSeq and is a predicted model, not a curated record. Gene Ontology annotation, molecular function: thrombin-activated receptor activity. NCBI's taxonomy places the organism in Eukaryota, Metazoa, Chordata, Actinopteri, Anguilliformes, Congridae. Gene Ontology annotation, biological process: phospholipase C-activating G protein-coupled receptor signaling pathway; thrombin-activated receptor signaling pathway; positive regulation of Rho protein signal transduction.